This is a messenger RNA of Neohortaea acidophila, 1503 nucleotides long. RefSeq names its product major facilitator superfamily domain-containing protein. The coding region runs from base 1 to 1503 and encodes 500 amino acids. The record is from RefSeq and is a predicted model, not a curated record. Gene Ontology annotation, biological process: transmembrane transport. Lineage: Eukaryota; Fungi; Ascomycota; Dothideomycetes; Mycosphaerellales; Teratosphaeriaceae. The transcript has 7 exons. Gene Ontology annotation, molecular function: transmembrane transporter activity.
AUGGCCAAUGCUGCAGAUGGACAAAGGGAUGCGCGAGAGCAGCAGGCCAACUCGAAAACUCCGCUCUUGCAGCGCAAUCGCCACGAUGCCGAGCACGGUAAUGCCACCACUACUGGCGAUGCGGCGAGUCAAUCUUCCGGCAAUGAAUGGGAAAGCGACGAAGUGAAUAAUCCGCAGAACUGGAAACGAUGGUACAAAUGGACGCUGGUCAUCCUCGUCAGCUUUAUCGAGUUUCUCACGACCAUGCCGAACUUCAUGUAUGCGCCGAAUCUCACGGACGCAGAAGAAGACUUGAACACCACCAACGAUACGCUCGCAACCUUUUCUCUCACAAUCUACAUCUUGGGCUUCGCAUUGGGCCCGCUCCUCUUCGGGCCGUUAACUGAGGUAUACGGUCGAGCGCCAGUGUAUCGCUUAUGCCUGGUCGCUUUCCUCUGCAUGACCCUCGGAUGUGGCCUGGCCCAGAAUAUUGAGAUGCUCGUGGCAUUUCGCUUUCUUGCUGGAAGUUUUGGCGCUGCUCCUGUGGCGAUUGGAGGCGCUGUCGUUGGAGACCUUUUUGUGGUGGAGGAAAGAGGUCGAGCAAUGUCCAUCUACCAGGCUGGUCAAAUCAUCUCGGCCGUCGUAGGACCACCCAUUGGCGGCCUAAUCGGAGCCUAUCUGGUUUGGAGAUGGGUGUUCUGGAUUGUCUGCAUCCUGGCAGCUCUCGCGCUCAUUUGCUGCGUGUUCAUCCUCCGUGAGACGCAUCAUCAGACCUUGCAACGCAAGUUGGGCUCAAAGGGUGGGCCAGGAGAAGACGCGGCAGGCGGUCUUGCCAGCGUGCUCAAGGACGCUCUCAUGCGACCCGUGCAAAUGCUCGUCCGAUCCCCGGUCGUCUUUGCCGGCUGCAUCUUGAUCUUCGUCGUCAUCGGACUGUUGAAUGUCUUCCUGACGGAGCUGAGCAGGACAGUGCAGCAAGUCUACCACGUCAGCUCCGGCCAAUCGGGGACAAUGUAUCUCGGCCUUGCCCUGGGGUUCGUUGCUGCGUCGGUGUUGUUUGGCUUGACGAAUGAUAGAAUCAUGGCGGCAUUGACGAAGAGACAUGGAGGCGAGACAGAGCCGGAGUUCAGGUUGCCGGCGACCAUUGCUGCAAUGCCGAUCGUCGUCAUCGGGACGCUAUGGUACGGCUGGACACUCGAGCGACGAAACUCCUGGAUCGUCCCCAUUAUCGGCAGCGGCGUGGCCGGUCUAGGAAUCACCACCGUCCAACUCAGCGUGACAACGUACAUGAUCGACUCCUUCGACACCUUCUCCGCCUCGGCACUAGCAGCCGUGACGAUGGCGCGGUCCGUCGGCGGAGCCAUCUUGCCCCUUGCUGGACCGCCUCUGUUCAAGGCUUUGGGCCAGGGCUGGGGCAAUACCAUUCUCGCGGGACUCGCUGCUCUCUGCAGCGUACUUCCCGUGCUCAUGUACAUAUUUGGCUCACGGUGGAGGGCGAUGUUCUCGAGCGAGGAUUUGAUGAAUUAG